GGCCGGGGCGGGGCCAGGCCGGCCGGAGGGGAGGGCCCAGCGGCGGCCCCCGGCGAGGUUCACUGCGCUUGCGCUGAUAGACGCAAGAUGGCGGACAGUGCGGAACUAAAGCAAAUGGUUAUGAGCCUUAGAGUUUCUGAACUCCAAGUACUGUUGGGCUACGCUGGGAGAAACAAGCACGGACGUAAGCACGAACUUCUCACAAAAGCCCUGCAUUUGCUGAAGGCUGGCUGUAGUCCUGCUGUACAAAUGAAAAUCAAAGAACUCUAUAGGCGGCGGUUCCCGCAGAAAAUCAUGACGCCAGCGGACUUAUCAAUCCCCAAUGUACAUUCAAAUCCUAUGCCAGCAACUUUGUCUCCAUCUACCAUUCCACAACUCACUUACGAUGGUCACCCUGCAUCAUCACCGUUACUCCCCGUUUCUCUUCUGGGACCUAAACAUGAACUGGAACUCCCACAUCUUACGUCAGCUCUCCACCCAGUCCAUCCGGAUAUAAAACUUCAAAAAUUGCCAUUUUAUGAUUUACUGGAUGAACUGAUAAAACCCACCAGUCUAGCAUCAGACAACAGUCAGCGCUUCCGAGAAACCUGUUUUGCAUUUGCAUUGACACCGCAGCAAGUGCAGCAGAUCAGUAGUUCCAUGGAUAUUUCCGGGACCAAAUGUGACUUCACAGUGCAGGUCCAGUUAAGGUUUUGUUUAUCAGAAACCAGCUGCCCACAAGAGGAUCAUUUCCCACCUAAUCUUUGUGUGAAAGUGAAUACGAAACCUUGUAGCCUUCCAGGUUAUCUUCCACCUACUAAAAAUGGUGUGGAACCAAAGCGACCCAGCCGGCCAAUUAACAUAACUUCACUUGUCCGAUUGUCCACAACAGUACCAAACACCAUCGUUGUCUCUUGGACUGCAGAAAUUGGAAGAACCUAUUCCAUGGCAGUAUAUCUUGUAAAACAGUUGUCCUCAACAGUUCUUCUUCAGAGGUUACGAGCAAAGGGAAUAAGGAAUCCGGAUCAUUCUAGAGCUUUAAUAAAAGAGAAAUUGACUGCAGAUCCAGACAGUGAAAUAGCUACGACCAGCCUAAGGGUGUCCCUGCUGUGCCCACUUGGUAAAAUGCGGCUGACGAUUCCGUGCCGGGCGCUUACCUGUUCCCACCUGCAGUGCUUUGAUGCAACUCUUUACAUUCAGAUGAAUGAGAAAAAACCAACCUGGGUCUGUCCUGUCUGUGAUAAGAAGGCUCCGUAUGAACACCUUAUUAUUGAUGGCUUAUUUAUGGAAAUCCUAAAAUACUGUACAGACUGUGACGAAAUACAGUUUAAGGAGGAUGGCUCCUGGGCACCCAUGAGGUCGAAAAAGGAAGUGCAGGAAGUGUCUGCGUCCUACAAUGGCGUUGAUGGAUGCCUGACCUCAACGUUGGAGCAUCAGGUGGCUUCUCACCACUCGUCCUCAAAUAAAAACAAGAAGGUGGAGGUGAUCGACCUAACCAUCGACAGUUCCUCCGAUGAAGAGGAGGACGAGCCGCCUGCCAAGAGGGCUUGUCCUUCUCUUUCUCCCACAUCACCACUAAAUAAUAAAGGCAUUUUAAGUCUUCCACAUCAAGCAUCUCCAGUAUCCCGCACCCCCAGCCUUCCUGCUGUAGACACAAGCUACAUCAAUACUUCCCUCAUCCAAGACUACAGGCAUCCUUUCCACAUGACACCCAUGCCUUACGACUUACAAGGAUUAGAUUUCUUUCCUUUCUUAUCAGGAGACAAUCAGCAUUACAACACCUCCCUGCUGGCCGCCGCCGCCGCCGCCGUCUCAGACGAUCAGGACCUCCUGCACUCGUCAAGGUUUUUUCCGUACGCCUCCUCGCAGAUGUUUCUCGAUCAGUUAAGCGCAGGAGGCAGCACUUCUCUGCCCACCACCAACGGGAGCAGCAGCGGCAGCAACAGCAGCCUUGUGUCCUCCAACAGCCUGAGGGAGAGCCACAGCCACACAGUGGCCAGCAGGAGCGGCACGGACACAGCAUCCAUCUUCGGCAUCAUCCCGGACAUUAUCUCGUUGGACUGAGCCCCGGGCUCUGCCGCGGCCGUCUGCAGCCCGGAGCCCAUGAACUCGGCAGAAAGAAGAGAACUUCGUGCUCUGUUUUACCUUAUUCUGUUUAGAGAAGUACACAGCGUGGUUUUUUUUUUUUUUCCUUUUUUUAGGGAAAAAAUUAAAAAGAAAUGUACAGAGAACAAAACUAUAUUUUCAGUUUUACUUUUGUAUAUAAAUCUAAGACUGCCUGUCUGAUAAACACUUAUUAAAAAAAAAAAAAAAGAAAAGAGAAAAAACAAGCACCCACAACCACCUUCAGUUCAUUGUUUUUCUGGAUUCUGAAGAUUUUUCAUCAUUUGUCCUCCAGUUUUGGUUUUAUUUUACUUCAAUGGCAUUAUUUUAUUUGCAAUAACAGAAAAGGAAUUGCAUGUAUGAAGUUUUAAAUUGUGGGCUUUGUUGUGGGAGGGGUGUGGGGGGGAUAGUUUGAUUUCCAUUUUCUAAAAGUGACACACUUGGAUUCUGUGUGUGUGUGUGUGUGUGUGUGUGUGUGCGCGCACGCACGCGCGUGCGUGCAUAUUCAUUUUAUCCAGCCUUAAGUUAUAAGUUUCAUCUGUCCCACUGCAUUCCCAUGUAUUUCCAGGACAUAGCUUGUGUGCGCGUGUGUCCCGUGUGUGUGGCCGUGUGUAUUUUUCUGUCAUUCCUGUGCCCUCUCCUCCCAAGUUUGUACUCAGUUCACACAUCAGUCGCCUGUGUCUUUUAAAUGCUUUGAAGGUCUUGAACUCCCGCCCGAGCCUCUUUUCUCAGCCUUGCCAGUUGCAUGUUCUCAUCCUGGACGCAUUCCCUCCCCUUUGCCCCGUAGAGACAGUGGAGUCGGGCCGUCUGGGUGAGGAGUGGGCUUGGCAGACCUAGUCGAGGGUCCCCAACCUGAAUCGCCAGUCUUGUGUGUUCCCACCAAGUCUGUGAAUGCCUGCUCAUCUGGCCACAGGAUAACAGGUGUUCACGGAAGUUCUUCAUGCCAAAGUAGGAAGUCCUGAUGGGUGGCAGGUGCCAUGGAGGUAAGAUUUCGUCACCUCAGAGAGAAAGAAGAGUCAGUUAUCCUGAAAGUGAAUUCCGUUAGGGAGAUGUAGAGUACCACCAUGUCCUUCUGGGGGAGUCUGUUGGAUAAGCAGUUGCGACUUCAGAGUGGAUUUCAUCCUUGGUCAUUCUCACUGGUUCUGAGAGUACUUAGUGUGUCUGCCUGGUUCAUGUUUCCUUUAUCUGUUCAUGACAGGCAUGUCAUGGACAAGCAUGUCAUUGGUGCAUCAGUCUGAUCUGCCCUUACUAAUGGAACAUGUAAAUAUUGAAAACUGUUUUAAGGAGAUGAGUAAGGGCUGGGGGGGCAGGAAAAGUGGUUGCACGUGUGUUCCAACGUCCUCGUUGGGGAAAGCAUGAUGGCUUCCGCCAUGGGCAGUGUCUUUCAGCUGACUGAAAGUGUAGGUGUAACAAAAAAAAGGCUAAUGGAAGGGUGGAGUUCCCAGACCGGGUUUUCUGUAUCCCAGCUGUUGAUGUGAUCAGAGCUGAUGAAGGACCACCUUUAUGUAUAAACUUGUCUUUUCAGAUCUCACGCUGAUAACAAAAUGACCUACUUUAACCCAAGUAGACUUCAAGAUGGCUGUGUCUUCAGCUGUGUGAUAAGGUUCAUGAGUGUGUGGCAUCUAAAAACAAUGUUUUUACAGCAUCUCUGCUACUAAGUUGUUGACUUGAAUUUUGAAAAACAAAGUUGGUGUUGAUAUGUAUAUGUGUGUGUGUAUAUAUGUGUAUUUAUAAACGAGUGUGAGUGUGUGAGUAACAAAUGAGCUCCAUAGUUGCCCCUUCCGCAUGUGUAUUCCACACAGAGGUGGCCGCUUGUCCUCAGGAACGAACCUGCCACCGUCAGUUACAACAAGCAAUCGUUUUACAGAAAUCUGUAUUAGGGCGAAUCGACACUUUAAGAACUCUCAUUGAAGUUAAUUUCUAAUAUCAUAACUCUUAAAGCUGAAUUUGGGUUGGAGGAGAAUGUACUAAAAUCGUGGGGGGUUGUUUCCAAUUUUAUGUUACAGUAGGAACCAUAGCAUCUUUUAAUUCAGCUACAUAAGGUAAAAGGAGUAGUUCCCUUUACUCAUUCUUUUCAUUUUUGGUCAUUAGUGUUCUCCAAAUUGAUCAAUAAUUUCGUGUAUGAUGCUGAAUUACGUUCUUUGAAUGAUUCGGCUGCAAACACGGCCCUCUGCUUGCUCCAGUCCAGUUCUUGUUACGGAGGAGGGAGGGUCAGUCUCCCUCCAUGUCCUGCCCUGUGUCCACCUAGGGAAGCAGGUGACAGGCAGAAGUAGUACAUGCCAUCUAGUGGCUUCGGCCACAGCCCCACGGGAGAAACUCACCGUCAUGGCCUUCUGUGUUCAUUCCACUGUGUGAGGAGUCUGCUUUCCGUAAUGGCACAUGAAAUGAUAGUUCCCAUCCAGUUGGUCUCCCUUCCCACAUCAGCCCAUCAGACGUGCGCGGUCUGUUAGUGAUCCUUAGUAGAGCCUGCACUACGACUUUAUCUCCUAAGUUUUCAAUAAGAUAGCAUUUUGUCCCUUCAUCUCUUCUUCCUUAGCUCACCGUCCCCCGCCGCCUCACUCCCCAUGCCCGCUGUGUUGGUGACGAGCAGUGACCGUCAGUACCUUGGGGUGACCUCCUGCCACCCCCUUGCUCUGGUCAAGCGUCUGUCUCUGCGGUGUUGGAUAUCCGCACAUGCGUGAAUGGAGAGCUGUGCACAGACUGGCAGGGUUGAAGUGGCUUCACUUAACGUUGUGGGCAUUAUUGGACACAUCUUUUUAAAAAAGAAUAGCAGGCUGAACCUAAACCAUGCCACAUCCUGGUUAUUGAUUUAUUGCUGAGCGUGGGAUUCUGGUUUCUGUUCCUCUGGACUGCACAGGUCUGUGUCGUCACUGACUUGGGAGACGUCACUUCAGCUUCAGAACAUUGUGACUGCUUGCCAGGCUUUCCUUUGAGUCAAAUAUCUGAAAUCUGAGUAUGUCCCACUUGUAAAUUGUAAAAUGUGGAAGGAAUGUUACUUUUAAUAACAAUUUUAAGUACAUACAACAUUCAAGAUCUUCAGGACUUCUUAAAGCACAUUUGAAAUUAUUUUAGUAAGAAUUUUGUUUUAAUAAUACAUGUUGAACUUUUAUUUUUAGUUAAACACAAAGCUUAGAUUUUCAGAGAGCAGGAGAAAGAAUAGCUGGUGGUCCCAGAGUGUGCUGCUGUUAAUUGUUUAAUUAACAAAGGGGAAAAUGUAUAUAAACAGAUAUAAAAGCUACCAUAAAUUCCAUGAACUUAAAUCUGUGAUUCAUUGCCUUAAAACUUUCUCUCUUAGAAUUUCCAUACCGCAUGCCAAACCAGUAAAAUGGCUUUUAAAAAGAAAUGUAUAGUAGACCACUGUCAGUUUGUAUAAAAGUACCAAGUGAAAAUAUUUAUUACAUGCAUUGGAAAAAAAAAUUGUUUACCUAUUGAAUGUUACCUGUUUAUGUAGAGCUCUUUAGCUGUAAUAAAAGAAAAGCCUUCAGUUAA
This is a messenger RNA of Ochotona curzoniae (black-lipped pika), 5571 nucleotides long. RefSeq names its product protein inhibitor of activated STAT 1 (gene PIAS1). Gene Ontology annotation, biological process: regulation of transcription by RNA polymerase II; protein sumoylation. The transcript has 14 exons. The coding region runs from base 88 to 2043 and encodes 651 amino acids. Gene Ontology annotation, molecular function: zinc ion binding; SUMO ligase activity; transcription coregulator activity. Lineage: Eukaryota; Metazoa; Chordata; Mammalia; Lagomorpha; Ochotonidae. The record is from RefSeq and is a predicted model, not a curated record.